This is a messenger RNA of Mirounga angustirostris (Northern elephant seal), 1961 nucleotides long. RefSeq names its product neutrophil elastase-like. The record is from RefSeq and is a predicted model, not a curated record. Gene Ontology annotation, biological process: phagocytosis; acute inflammatory response to antigenic stimulus; proteolysis. NCBI's taxonomy places the organism in Eukaryota, Metazoa, Chordata, Mammalia, Carnivora, Phocidae. Gene Ontology annotation, molecular function: serine-type endopeptidase activity.
CCGGCAGUGCCGCUCAGGCGGGCAGGGGGCUCAGCCAGGCUCAGGGAGGUGGGGGUUGGGGCCUGCUUCCCAGAACUUCUGCCGGCGGCCGGAUGGCGACCAGGCCCCGGCUGAGAGUUACAGCCAGGAAGGCUGGAGGGCCAGGCCCUGAUCGGGAGGGGCUGCAGACCACCCUCCUGCUGGGAACCAUGGGGCCUGGCGCCAACCCCAGGUCUCCUGGGGGGGGGCGGUCACUGGACAGGAACUGAUGGGGAGGCCCUCACUCUCUUCAUCUCAGACGGGAACCCAGCAGCCCGGCCGCCCCUGUGGAAUGUCAGGACAGUGCACGGUGUCCUGGGUAAACUGAGGCACGUGGGGACCCCAGCCAAGGUCCUUCAGGACUAGGGUGCCAGAUUUCAUAAAAACACAGGACGCCUAGUUAUACGUGAAUGUCAGGUAAACAGUGACUGAUAGAGAAGUGUGUCCCGUGCAAUAUUUGGGAGCUACUUACUCUAAAAGAAAUUUGUUUAUCUGACCUUCCAUUUAAUCGUGCAGCCCUAGCGGAGACCCUGCUAGAGCCAACCUGGGCCCCUCGCGCCCCUCCUCCCACCCCCUCUUCCCACCACUCGCCCCCCCAGGGCGGGGGAGAGGAAGUGGGGACACGUGGCCCCACCGUGGGGCAACUGCAACGGCCUCCGGGCGUGGGGCUAUAAGAGGGGCAGGUGGGCGCAGGGGGCAGAGACGCCAGAGCCCCGGCCCGGCCAUGACUCCGAGCCGCAGCGCCUCCCGCCCCGCCCUCGUGCCCCUGCUGCUGGCCAUGCUGCUGGCUGGCCCGGCACUGGCCUCGGAGAUCGUGGGUGGCCGCGCCGCCCAGCCCCACGCGUGGCCCUUCAUGGUGUCCCUACAGCGGCGAGGAGGUCACUUCUGUGGUGCUACUCUCAUUGCCCCCAACUUCGUCAUGUCGGCUGCCCACUGCGUGAAUGGUUUGAACUUCCGUUCGGUGGUGGCAGUGCUGGGGGCACAUGACCUGGGGCAACGUGAGCCCACCAGGCAAACAUUCGCCAUCCAGCGGGUCUUUGAAAACGGCUUCGACCCCCAGAGGCUGCUGAAUGACAUCGUGAUCCUCCAGCUCAACGGGUCAGCCACCAUCAACAGGAACGUGCGGGUGGCCAGGCUGCCUGCCCAGAAUCAAGGUGUGGGCAGUGGGGUGCCGUGCCUGGCCAUGGGCUGGGGCCAGCUGGGCACGACCCGGCCACCGCCCAGGAUCCUGCAGGAGCUCAACGUGACCGUGGUGACCACCCUCUGCCGCCGAGCCAACGUGUGCACGCUGGUGCCCCGUCGGCGGGCUGGCAUCUGCUUUGGGGACUCUGGCGGGCCACUGCUCUGCAACGGGCUGGUCCAGGGCAUUGACUCGUUCAUCCGCGGAAGCUGCGGCUCCGGGUUCUACCCGGACGCCUUUGCUCCAGUCGCACAGUUCGCAGACUGGAUCAACUCCAUCAUCCGCCGCGGCCGACCGCCCCUCCCUCCACCCGCGGGACCCGGCCAGCAGGACCGGCUAGGAAGAGCUGCCCCUGGCCCGGCCCUGCCCGCACUGCAUCCUUCGCAUCUCACACAAUAAAAGCCCUCUCUGUUUUGUACGAACGUGUCCGGGUGUUCGGUGGUUGUUCAGCUGGGUAUUGAACGUAGUCAGCAAAGUGUCUGGGGCAUCUCAUGAGUAUGUUGUCACCAAAGAGCGGCCAAUUCAGGGCGUUGGGGUAAGAAGGCCCUUCCCCCCCUCCACGAAAGGAUGCCUGUUGCCAUUCGGGUUCCCAGCGGAUGACAGUGCUGCUGGCGGUGAGGGUACAGACUGGAGCCGCUGCUCACUGAGGGCCCCACGGCACAGGACCCGCGCUGGCUCCUUGCCCCGUUCACUCCGCUGGCCCUCUCUCCAGCCCUUGAGGCGGGUCCCAUCAGUGCCCCAUUUUACAGGUGAAGAAGUGGGG